UGCAUUGCAACAGAGUGGAAUGGAAAAACAGUUUCGUUAUAACACAUACAGUGUUACAAACACAAUAUUUCAGAAUUUUAUUUAUAUUCAAAAGCAAAAGCCUCCAUCCUGAAGUGGGAGCAAGAGGUUUUGGAAAGAAGGAGGAAACAUCUUGGGAUAAAACCCUACAAACGUUAGGAACCAGAAUCGCAGGUUUUAAGAUUUAGAAAGUCAUCGAUGGCUGAAACAAAAGAAGGUUCAGGUUCGGAGAUGUCUCUGAAAGAUCAGGGCAACGAGUUUUUCAAGUCAGGAAAGUAUCUCAAAGCUGCUGCACUCUACACUCAAGCCAUCAAGCAAGACCCUUCUAAUCCCACUCUCUAUAGCAACCGUGCUGCAGCGUUGCUGCAACUAGACAAGCUUAAUAAAGCUCUUGAUGAUGCUGAGAUGACAAUCAAAUUAAAACCCCAAUGGGAAAAGGGAUAUUUCAGGAAGGGAAGCAUAUUGGAGGCCAUGAAACGAUAUGAAGAUGCUCUCGCUGCCUUUCUGAUUGCAUUGCAAUAUAACUCACAAAGUCAAGAAGUUUCAAAAAAGAUAAAGAAGAUAAAUCAACUAGUGAGAGAUAACAAGCGAGCUCAAGAAGUGGAGAAUAUGAGAUCCAAUGUUGACAUGGCCAAACAUUUAGAUACAUUGAAACCUGAAAUGACUGGAAAGUAUGGAUCUGAAGAAUGUUGGAAAGAGAUGUUCUCAUUCCUUGUGGAGACUAUGGAGACUGCUGUCAAAUCAUGGCAUGAAACUUCUUCUGUGGAUGCCAGAGUUUACUUUCUUCUUGAUAAGGAAAAGACACAGACUGAUAAAUAUGCCCCAGUUGUGAAUAUUGAUAAGGCAUUUGAAUCACCACAUACACACAGCAGCUGCUUUUCAUUUCUUAGGCAGUAUGCUGACGAAUCUUUUGCCAAAGCAGCCUGCUUGGUGACUCCCAAAAGCACCAUUGCUUAUCCACAGGUCUGGAAAGGUCAAGGAUCAAGAAAGUGGAAACAUGCGCAGAGUGAUGGUUUCUUUGUUCAAUUUGAAUCUCCUUCUUUGCGAAAGCUGUGGUUUAUACCCAGUUCAAAUGAAAAGGGACAAACAUUAUGCAGGGAUCCAGAGGUUUUGGACAUUGGCGCUCAUGAAGUUCUUCCUUGGUUAUUUAAAGAAAAGCUAUCCCAUUCUUAGUGUACUUUACUAGUGUUUGGUGUACAUUUGUUUCACUAGGUAAAAAUGGCAGGCUCACAGUAAGGUUUGGAUGUUCAAGAAACAUGGACACAGUUUGGUGCCGAUGUUGUCUACUUGGUAUAUGACAAAUGCUGGCUGGAUGUGCUUUUUAUUUUUGUUAGAUCCCUUUAUUUAUUUAUUUAUUUCAAAAUUAUCCAAGCUCUCCAGGAGUUGCAUUUUUCCCAAUAUUGUUUUAUAACAUGUUUGCUCUGUCUAUUCAUGCUACUGGAAGACUUAUAGCCUUUCCAGAUAUGACACUUGUAUGAUGCCAGGGCCAGUAUCGAAGUUGAAUUUGGCGGUUAAUAUUCAAGUUUGAUCAACAAUUUAUUUUUGUAUUCUCUUUUGUUUUUACAUUGCAAGAAUUUUCUGAUGAUGUUUGGAUAAACUUAAUGUAUCUGUAGUUCAUUU
This is a messenger RNA of Abrus precatorius (Indian licorice), 1638 nucleotides long. RefSeq names its product U-box domain-containing protein 70. Lineage: Eukaryota; Viridiplantae; Streptophyta; Magnoliopsida; Fabales; Fabaceae. The transcript has 8 exons. The coding region runs from base 217 to 1191 and encodes 324 amino acids. The record is from RefSeq and is a predicted model, not a curated record. Gene Ontology annotation, molecular function: Hsp90 protein binding.